Zonotrichia albicollis (white-throated sparrow) is the source of this 9958-nucleotide messenger RNA. It is a transcript of the gene ARHGAP32, whose product is annotated as Rho GTPase activating protein 32. Gene Ontology annotation, molecular function: phosphatidylinositol phosphate binding; protein binding; GTPase activator activity. Lineage: Eukaryota; Metazoa; Chordata; Aves; Passeriformes; Passerellidae. Gene Ontology annotation, cellular component: actin cytoskeleton; cell cortex; Golgi apparatus. The record is from RefSeq and is a predicted model, not a curated record. Gene Ontology annotation, biological process: small GTPase-mediated signal transduction.
CAGCCGCUCGGCCGCGCUCGCCGCGGGCACCGCCGGAGCCGCAGCCGGAGCCGGAGCCGGGAGCGGCCUCGAUGGAUCGCACAGAAUGAUGAAGUCCUCUGUCCACGCAGAAGAAGAUGACUUUGUCCCAGAGCUGCAGAGGAGCAUCCACCCCAGGGAGCGGCCGGACUGGGAGGAGACGCUCAGUGCCAUGGCGCGGGGCGCCGACAUUCCGGACAUCCCGGGGGAGCUGCAGCUGCGCUCCUGCGGCAGCACCGCCAGCAUGAAGGUGAAGAACGUGAAAAAAUACAUCCCCCCGGGACUGAUGGGCUGUGAUGCCUUUCACAGGUUAUCCUUUACAAAGGGGCACUUCCCGAAGAUGGCUGAGUGUGCACAUUUCCACUAUGAAAACGUGGACUUCGGCAACAUACAGCUCUCGCUCCCCGAGGAACAGAACGAAGUGACGAGGAAUGGCUGUGAGUCCAAGGAGCUGGUGUACCUGGUGCAGAUCUCCUGUCAGGGCAGGAGCUGGAUUGUGAAGAGGAGCUAUGAGGAUUUCCGGGUGCUGGACAAACACCUCCACCUGUGCAUCUACGACCGCCGCUUCUCGCAGCUGGCAGAGCUGCCCCGCUCCGAUGCCCUGAAGGACAGCCCCGAGCUGGUCACCCAGAUGCUGAUGGCUUACCUGGCUCGGCUCUCCAACAUCGCAGGCAACAAGAUCAACUGUGGCCCUGCCCUCACGUGGAUGGAGAUUGAUAACAAGGGGAAUCACCUGCUGGUCCAUGAGGAAUCAUCCAUUAACGUCCCUGCUAUUGCUGCUGCCCAUGUCAUUAAGAGAUACAUUGCUCAAGCAGCAGAUGAACUGUCCUUUGAGGUGGGGGACAUCGUGUCUGUCAUCGACAUGCCACCGAAGGAGCUGACCUCGUGGUGGAGAGGAAAGCACGGGUUCCAGGUUGGAUUCUUUCCCAGUGAAUGUGUAGAACUCAUCAACGACAAAGUCCCUCAGUCCGUGACCAACUCGGUGCCAAAACCAGUGUCCAAGAAGCACGGGAAGCUCAUCACCUUCCUGCGGACAUUCAUGAAGUCGCGCCCAACGAAACAGAAACUGAAACAGCGGGGGAUCCUCAAGGAAAGGGUGUUUGGCUGUGACCUGGGGGAGCACCUGCUCAACUCUGGCCAUGAUGUGCCCCAGGUGCUCAAGAGCUGCACGGAGUUCAUCGAGAAGCACGGCAUCGUGGAUGGCAUCUACCGCCUCUCCGGGAUCGCCUCCAACAUCCAGAAACUGCGCCACGAGUUUGACUCCGAGCAGAUUCCUGACCUGACCAAGGACAUUUACAUCCAGGACAUCCACUGUGUGGGCUCCCUGUGCAAGCUGUACUUCCGAGAGCUGCCCAACCCCCUGCUCACCUACCAGCUCUACGAGAAGUUCUCUGAUGCUGUUUCUGCUGCUACAGAUGAGGAAAGGCUGGUUAAGAUCCACGAUGUGAUCCAGCAGCUGCCUCCUCCCCAUUACAGGACACUGGAGUUCCUAAUGAGACACUUGGCUCGUCUGGCUGAUUAUUGCUCCAUCACAAAUAUGCACACCAAGAACUUGGCCAUCGUGUGGGCUCCAAACCUCCUCAGGUCCAAGCAGAUCGAGUCGGCGUGCUUCAGCGGCACGGCCGCCUUCAUGGAGGUGCGGAUCCAGUCGGUGGUGGUGGAGUUCAUCCUGAACCACGUGGACGUGCUCUUCAGCUCCAAGCUCAGCUCCGUCAUCCGCGAUGGGGCAGGGCACAGCUCUUUAUCCCGGCCCAAGUCUCUGCUGGUGUCCUCCCCCUCCACCAAGCUGCUCACGCUGGAGGAGGCUCAGGCACGGACACAGGCCCAGAUCAACUCUCCCAUCGUGGCAGACAGCAAGUACAUCGAAGUGGGAGAAGGCCCAGCAGCUUUGCAGGGGAAAUUCCACACAGUCAUUGACUUCCCAUCUGAAAGGAAAAGGCCUCCCAGCAAGAUGAAGAAGUCUCCAGUGGGGAGCUGGCGUUCCUUCUUCAACCUGGGGAAAUCCUCCUCCGUGUCCAAGCGCAAACUGCAGCGCAACCCCAGCGAGCCCUCGGAAAUGAAAGCCAUAGCCCUGGCAGGAGGACGAGGAGACAGCGGGACGCUCCGCUCGGCCAAGAGCGAGGAGUCCCUCACCUCCCUGCAUGCUGUGGAUGGUGAAUCCAAACUGUUCCGGCCCAGAAGGCCCAGGUCCAGCAGUGAUGCCCUGUCUGCCUCCUUCAACGGGGAGCUCCUGGGGAACAUGAACCGCUGCAACUCCUACGACAACCUGCCCCAUGACGACAGCGACGGCGACGAGGGGCUCAUCCACGUCCCUGCCCUCAUCUCCCCCCGCUCCUCGGAGGACGUGGACCUCAGCCCGCCGGACAUCGGCGUCGCCAGCCUGGACUUCGACCCCAUGUCCUUCCAGUGCAGCCCCCCGCAGGCGGAGUCCGAGUGCCUGGACAGCAGCACCUCCCUGCUGGAGUCCGUCGAUAUCAAUAAGGAGAAGCCAAGCCUGCUCAAGAAGGAUUUAGAAUCAGGCAGCCAGUCCCAGACCCCAGGCAGUGCCACAAGCUCUGAGCCAGUGUCCCCUUUCCAGGAGAAGAUGAGUCCCUUCUUUACGCUGGACCUGAGCCCCACAGAAGAGCAGGCCUGCAAACCCCUCAGCUUCUCACCCAAGACAGCCCGAAAGCCCAUCAAAUCUCCACCGCUGAGCACAGAACCAAUGGCCUUUGUGCUACCCAGCCGUGUGCCAGAGGCCGUGGGAGGAGUGCCCACCACAUCCAGGAACUCCUCUGCUUCCAGCUGGAGCAAAGAGAUUGGCAUCACUGAGAUCACAAACAGGUCCCCAACCCAGAUGUCCUUGCCCCUGAAAAACAGUGAAACAGGAACAGGGGAAGGAGCCCACCAAGAGCUGCAGCAUCCCCAGCUAGUGACUGCUUGCAAAGCAGAGUUGCCAGAAGAAGGGGAGAGAGCCAUGCCAAGCAGUCAGAAUAAGACUGUACCCAGUGGACACACCCAGCCAGGAGCAGUUGCCCUCGACUCCCCCCAGGAUCCUGUUCCCGUCAGUUCUGUGUCUCUUAUCCCUCCUCCUCCUCCGAAAAACGCAGCGCGCAUGCUGGCCCUAGCGUUAGCCGAGUCCGCGCAGCAAGCAUCCGCCCAGUCCCACAAAAGGCCAGGAGAUGCUCAUGCUGAAAGCACAAAUUAUGGAGAGGCUGAAGCUGGCACAGCUCUAGAAAAGCUCCAUCUCUCUGCGGGCGCUCCCGACAAGCUCCACCUGUUCACUGCUGUGCCCGAGAACCGCCUGCACUUCCAGCCCGGGGCACCUUUAGAGCAGGACUGCCAAGGCACGGCCGGGGAGCAGAACCACCCGCCCGGCGCACCUGGAGGCCAAGAGCCCCCGCCUCUCCACACGGGCAUGCCUGGGGACACGCCUGGCAGCAGGGAUGCGGAGCAGGAGCAGUCCAGCUUCCACCUCAGCAGAGCGGGGGACAAGGAGGCCUUCCCGGCCCACGCGGGCCGUGGGACAGGUGCCAGCGGCCAAAGCACCCAGCGGCUCUGGGCAGAUGUGGAGCACAGCUACACCUGAAAAACCUCCGGAGCCCACGCCAGGCUUUGUCUCCGAGAACAGUUCCAGUGCCCGUGGCUCCUCUUCCAUGCCUGCAGGCCACCAGAGCCACUUGGAAAAGCCUCGGGAGAGCACGAGGGCUCCCCCUCUGCACCUGCGCUCCGAGUCAGUCCCUGCCCCCUCCUCCUACGGCUUCACCCCACCCGUGCCACCCGUGAGGACGCUGGAGAGCAAGAUUGCAGCGGCCAUGCACUCCAGCAACACGGACGCCAUCAACAACUCCAACUACCACUCCUUCCUGGCCUCCUCCAUGCUGGCAUCCUCCGUGGAGGAGGCGCUGCUGCCGCCGCCACCGCCGCCGCCUCCCAAGCACUCGUCCAUGCAGCCGGUGUACGUGCCGCACCCCAAGGCAGAGAGCCUCCCCGAGCCCGCGGGGCCCGACAGCUACCUGCACACCAAGCACCAGUACCGGCCCGAGAGCGUCCCUGCCCACGGCUACCACGGCAAGGCCGAGCAGCACCAGCCCUACCCGCCCCGCCCGGAGCCACCCGUCACUGCGGGCGCGCGCUACGGCUCCUACGGCACGCAGGGCAAGGGCUCUGCCGCGGGCCUGCACCCCAAGCCCCGCAGCCGCACCGACUUCGUGUCCUCCGUGAGCUCCGCGGGGCUGCGGGGCAGCGGCUACGCCGAGGAGGCCCCCCCGUACCCCACCAUCCGCAGGGUGCAGUCACUGCACGUGCCCGGCCCGGCCGCCGCCGCCGCCAUCCGCUCCGUGCCCAUCUCCCGCACGGAGGUGCCCCCGGACGACGAGCCCGUGUACUGCCCGCGGCCCCUCUACCAGUACAAGCCGUAUCAGCCCCACUCCGACUACCACGUCACGCAGCUCCAGCCUUACUUUGAGAACGGGCGGGUCCAUUAUCGCUACAGUCCCUACUCCAGCUCCUCCAGCUCCCCCUUCUACGCCGCGGCCGACGCGAGUUUCUGUGACCUGGAUCCCUACAGCACCGUGCGGGUCCGGCCCUUCCAUGGCCUGCCCAGCCGCGAGUUCGGCCCCUACGUGUCCCGGCUGCAGGGCAAGGGGCUGUACCGCUACCCCAGCCUGGCCGCCUACCCCCGGGCGGGGCUCAUCAACCACCUGGGCAAAGAGCACAGCUUCGUGAGCAGGGACGUGCCCCCCCCCGCCCCGGACAUCAAGCACAUGUACAUGUCCUGGGACCUGGAGGACAUGGAGAAGUACCGCAUGCAGUCCAUCCGCCGCGAGAGCCGCACGCGCCAGAAGGUCAAAGGGCCCCUCAUGUCCCAGUACGACAACGUGGCCCCGCUGCUGCAGGACGAGCUGGGGGGCCUGGAUGCCGUCCACCUGCGCAGCAAAUCGGAUCCUGGCAAGAGCGGCCUGCUGACGGUGGCAGAAGGGAAGGAGGGCAGGUACCCGGCCAAGGCGGCCACGCCCGAAGGGGACGAGCGUUACUACGGGCAGCACGCGGAGCCUGAGCUGGACCGAGCCCUCUAUCACGGCGGGGGCUACGGGAACGGGCAGCCUGAGAAGCCGUCCUUGCCCCAGAAGCAGAGCAGCAUCCGGAACAGGAAGAUGCACGAACCAGGCAGCAGCAGCAGCGAGCACAGGACGUAUUUGCAGCAGGAAGCCAACCAUAGGCAGCCUUCCGAACCCAAAAAUGGGCCCCCCUACCCUGAGUACAGGCCCAAGGGUGGCCCGGAGCCCUCUGAGCCCAUGGGCUACCAGCACUCGGGCAGCAAGUACAUCCCAGGCAGCCAGGAGACCCUGAGGCUGAACCACAAGGAGGGGAGGCUGGCAGAGGACAGGCCGGACCUGGAGAGGCCCCGAGGCAGAGCGUCCAUGGAGAAGCACUCCAGAGACUGCUACAAGGAGGAGGAACACGCCGCCCCUCCCGUGGCGCCGCCGCCCAAGCCCGAGCGGAGCCACAGCCUCCGGAUGCGGGAGCACCCCGAGCCCAUGGAGAGGGACUCUGCCCUGCUGUACCCCUACCAAACCCUGGGCAAGCACCAAAGCACGAUGACUGUGGUGUCCCAGUACGAUAAUCUGGAGGAUUACCAUACCCUGCCUCAGCACCAAAGAGGGGGCUAUGCUGGAGCGGGGGGCUUCGUGCCCCCUGGCUUCCCCCACGUGCACAGCAGAACUUACGCCACAGCGCUGGGGCAGGGAGCCUUCCUCCCCACAGAGCUGUGUCUGCAGAGGCCCGAGACUGAGGUGCACGUCGAGUGAGCUCUGGGGGGGACGAGGGAUAGAGUCUAAGCAGCCUCUGCUGGACAGUGGACUGUUUUAUUUUUUCAGUGACAGUAAGAAACUCCCCGACCCGGCCCCAGUGAGCAAAGCAAAGCCCCCUCAGCCCUCCCCUGGCCCCCACUCACUGUUUUUAUGUAGUAGAGCUAUAGAUUUUCAUGUAGUUUUGAGCCACCUGGGAGGACAGGGCAGGCUGUUGGCACACAGGUGUUGCCAGAGGCCGAGCAGGGCUGACACAGACGCUGUUGGGGCAGGGAGGGAAGGAGUUUGCCCUUCCCAGAAGUGACACUGGCUGCUGCUCCCCACGCCCAGGGUCCCAUGCAUGAUGGGCUGUGCACGAGAACUGUGCCUGCAGCUCCAUCCUGCUGCAAACUGCCCAUCCCAGCUGGCUCCAGGAAAGGGCCGUGGAGGAUCCUUGGAGUUACACAGAGAGAGUGGGGCUGGGCAGGGCUCCCCAGGGAUCCUCUCCUUGCUGAGGCCCUGCCUCUCCUGUGGCUGCGCCCACUGCAGCUGCUCUGAGCUGGGUGGGGGCCUGUUCUGAUUUCAAGCCCAAGGAAUAGGCUCUGAAGCCAGCUCAGAACACAACACACUUGUUACAUUUCUUGCUUAUUAACAAGCUGCUUCUGCCUACAAGAAGUCCAUUUCCUUCACAUUUCUGUGUUGUAAGCAGAGGCCAGCUGCAGGAGCCAUGUAGGACAGGUUUGCAUUUCUCACACCAAAAGAAAUAAACCACUAAAGUACACCAAACCCAACCCCCAGAGCUGGGAACAGCACACACAUUCCGUGCCAGUCCUUCCUCUUUGCUGCAAGGUUAUCUGUGGCCCAGAUAAGCUCAUUCCAUCCUGUGGCUGGCAAGACUCUUGUCAUCUCACUGUAAAAAAUACUAAAAAACUAGAUUUAAAAAAAAGUCUAUAGGAUUAUAUAAAUCAGAGCCCUCCUUGCCAGCUGUGUGUGACAAGUUGUCUGCGUGAGCAGCUGCCCUGGGCCAGGUCCUGCAGCAAUUCCAUCAGGGAAUGCUCCUGCUGAGCUUAAGCUGGAGGUCUCCAGACUCUCUGCAGCCUCUGAGUUCCACGCUAGGCAGAGAUCCCUGCGGAGUUGUGUGCACAGGGAGCAGUGAUGAGCCCAGGUGCAGUCCAGGACUCAGUGAGUAGGAACAGAAGGCCAGUGCACUCUAGAAUACACUAAAAAUGGUGUUCAAGCUGUUGAAAAGCUUUGAUAUUGUAAAAACAGCCUGGCAGCCCCUCAUGCUGCCUCUCAGACUCCCCAGGACUCACACCCCCUGUACAAAUAAAGCACAUCCAUUCCAUUAGGUAGGGCUUGCAAGCAAUACUUGAGAUUUAGCAGUUUUUAAAUGUUCACUGAUAAAUUCCAAGGCCAUUCCUGUUCCGUGUGGUUGAAGAACUUCUCUACCUGUUUCAAAUCUCUAAUCUUUUAUGAAAAACCUGGAAGUCCUGCAGUUAGCACACAGCUGCUUAGGUGGGGCUUUUUGAACAAAAAGUUUCGUGGCUAUUUUGGGACUUUUAAAUCCUAAGGAAAGCCUGCUUCUAGUUGCUGACUACUCUGUAGCUUUUUGCUUCUUUUAACCUUGGAGCCUUGUCUGGAGCUGUUUCAGUAACUACCUUCUGGAUAUAUUUUAUUGUGCAAUGCUGGUGUUUUAAGCAUUUUGUUUAGAAGAGUUCUCACAUGUUACGGAAUGAAAUCAGGCAGUAAGAAAAAAAAGAAGAAAGAAAAAGAGAAAAAAGCAGCACUGUGAUCCAGGUUACCACAAUCUCCUCAUGAAGAAUUCCCAGGUAGAGGGGUUGGGGUUUUUGGUGAGGGAAUGCUUUUUGUAGUGUUUUCUUUUAAGGAAAACUGACAGAACUGCACAGAAAGGGACCACUGGGUGAGCCACCCUGUCUCCACUGGCAGUAGCUGCCAGGCCAGGCUGAGCUGCCCUGGUUCCUCGGAGCCAGGCUGGAUUAUCUGUGCUCCCCAGCAGAGCUGUGUUGUGCCAGGACCAGCCUCAGCCCCUGGCUACCUGCCAGGUCUCCAGUUGAAGCAGGGAUAAGUGUUUGGUUCAGGCUAUUUGGGAUUCAGGUAAAGAGAGCUGCAGGUCCAACCUCUCUCUCUGUGAAAGCCUUAACUCCCCCCUGCCCUCAGCCUCCCCUCCCUCUGCCUGGGCCUUACGUCAGCCAGGACUAUCCUGCCACUGCCAGGGGCUGCUCCAGCUCCUGGCAAUUGUAAAGCCUCUGGAUUUUCCUGCUCGAAGCCACUGUCUCCCUGUAGAGCCCAAGUGCCAUCCCUGACAGCCUCUGCUCCUCAGUGCUGUGCUGCUCUCCCUGCAUUGUGUGAAGUGCCAGGUGCAAAGCUCAUCCCAUUGGAAACAAACCCUUCAGCACCUUUCCCAAAGGGCUUCUGGAAGUGCACACCUGUACCCUAACCCAGAGGGCUGCUGCAAACAGCUUUUGGGAGUGAGGGGAAGAGGACAGCAGAGCCAGCAGAGAGAGCAGAGAGUCUCAGCCACCUCCCCCUUGGUGUGCAGCCACAGCCAGGUGUGCUCCGAGGGUGGGAGCUCUCCAAGAACCCAAACUCAUGUCCAGCACUGCUGAGCCACAGUACAGAAUUCAGAAAGGUGAAGGCACCAGCUUUUCCCAGGUAACACAGACCAAAACCUUUCCUUUGUUGUUCCUCCUGCCCACAGCUUCAGCAGCAUCCUGCAUGAUCCUACCCUGCCAAGCCAUACAGUGAACUAUGCAGUCCUGCUCCUGCUCUGGGCUCAGUCUGCUGGUCCUACAGAGAGUUUUACAUCCUCAUUAACUCCAGAAUUCAUAGGUGAGGUUGGAAAGGGUGUCAUGCAUCAGAACAAGGCAGGCAGGUGACACCAGGAGUCUCAGGUGGGUGAGCUGGAGGACGAUGACAGCCCAGUCCUGUGUCCCAGAGUGGAGAGAGCAGGGGGACAGCAACGCAAAUAAUCCUCUAAUCAAGUGCAGUUGUGCUUGGGCUCAGUAAUUCUUGCCUGACCACGUCCCCACGAGGUGACAGCAGCUCUGUUCCUCAGCAGUUCCCUCACAUGGACACUAUUGCAUCCGGAGCUGCCACUCCCUCUGUUUCCAGCAGAGGGUCUCCAGUGCAUGCAGAAUGAGGCUCCAGGAGUUGCUCCAGCUCUGGAUUUUCACCUCUGCUUUGGAGCAGGACGUGACCCGCAGGAGCCCUUCCUUGGGAAGGGGAGUGCAGUCAUAGGUGAGUAAUGAGGACUUGGCCCCUAUGAAGUCUUAAGUAAAGCAUUAAUUUCUGAUUUUUGCAGAGUCUAAUCAGGUGAUAUCCAUAUGCAUCUCUGAGAACACCCCCACAACUUUGUGCCUAUGUCUUUGCAGUGAUCCCCACCCCUGCUCCCCGCUGGGGGAUCAGUGAGGAUUGCACAGUGGUAGUAAGUUGCUACACAAAACCAAAACCGACUUGAAAACGUUCUGGUCCUCUUUGACCCGAGAAGGGACAGAACCUCAAGUGUGCUCUGCCCUGCCCCGGGCUGGUGCCAGGGCAUUGACUCAAGUGGUGUGUUACAUGUCAGGAAAUCCGGGUGAGAAGUUGUUUUCCCUCCUUUCGUUGUGGCGGCUUAGGCGCGUUCCUGUUCCCCGAGCCCAGAUCCCUGUGAGAGGCAUGGUGUGGUGUGAGCCAGCACCACGUUCCUCCUGUGUGCACAGCCCUGCCUUGUCCAGCUGGGGGGAGGGAGGGGAAAAAAGGGUUGUUUUGCCGUUCAUUUUCCUGCUGUAGAAGACUUGAUUUUUCUUUCCCUGAGCCGCAUGAGAGAAACAUCCCAGAAAGUCUUGGGUUACCUUUGGAGUUCCCUUCACUUUAAUUUAUAGAGUGUCUUUUUUUGUGAACUGGUGUAAAAUGUAUAUGCUGACAAGCUCAUGUAUUUUUAUGUAAAUAUUUUUUGUGGUUCCCCACUUGACCUUCUCUGUAAAUAUUUAGAAUUCUCAUAUUCUUCUCACCUUGUAUGAUGCAGAUGUGGUUUUGUUUCUGUUUUUUAUUUGUACUGUAAUGCAACAAUCCAGACUGAGGUGUCUUGUGGUAUUAAACAAAAGCAACAGUCCCACUGAGCUCACACUCAGAUGUGCAACUUGACAGCAUUAAUCAAGCCAGGUUAAAAACUA